Acanthaster planci (crown-of-thorns starfish) is the source of this 2956-nucleotide messenger RNA. It is a transcript of the gene rsph4a, whose product is annotated as radial spoke head component 4A. The record is from RefSeq and is a predicted model, not a curated record. Gene Ontology annotation, biological process: cilium assembly; axoneme assembly; cilium movement involved in cell motility. NCBI's taxonomy places the organism in Eukaryota, Metazoa, Echinodermata, Asteroidea, Valvatida, Acanthasteridae. Gene Ontology annotation, cellular component: axoneme; radial spoke.
UUUGUACGUGUGGACGAAGACUGACUGGGAGAGCGGUGAGCUGAGAUCGCCCGUCAGAAAAUUCAUGUUAAAACCAUUUCAUCUGUCCGUUUUGCAUGAAUUCACGUUGUUCAUCGUUACAUUGAGGCAGAUAUUCCCAUUUCAUCACCUUUUUGUUGUUGAAUAUUGUCGAAUUUUGUGAAAUAUUUGGCAUGUCAACUAAUGCAGAGCAAGCUCCCGUCGAGGAGCAGAAAAACAACGCAGUCGGGACGCCGAGUAAGCCCGGAACCCCGGCAGGAUCUGUCGUAUCGGCCACCACACCGCCGCCAGACAUGGCUCUCAAUCUGAACCCCAAGGAGCAGGAGUUCACCAACGCCAAGGCAUAUCUCUUGAAAGCAAGCACAAAGUCAAAUUUAAAUUUGUAUGAUCACCUGAGUCGUGUGCUUACAAAAGUUCUUGAUGAGAGACCAGAAAAUGUUGUAGACGUCUUUGAAGACAUCAGCAAGGAUGUCAAGAGGUCCAAGUUCACGUCCAAAGUGGAUACUAUUCUGGACAAGGUUGACCAUUCUACGGCUGUGCAGCUGGCCGAGUCACAGAGGGCGCUGUUUGAGAAAAAUCAAGACGAAGCGGAGCAUGAAGCAGGUGGCGAAGAGGAAGUUGAUACUCCGUUGCCCAACCUACCUGAGCUCAUGUAUUACUUUGAGCAAGCUGGGAUUGGCAUCAGUCGCGAGGAGACAAUGAGAAUCUUCCUGGCCCUGAAGCACCUGGUGGACAACUACCCCCUGCAGACCUGUCGCUUCUGGGGCAAGCUCUUUGGCACAGAGAAGAACUACAUCGUGGCUGAGGUGGAGUACCGGGAAGGCGAGGAAGAAGAGGAAGAGGAGGAGGAGGAACAUGAGGCGGAGGAACAAGAGACGGAAAAGGACGAUGAAGAAGGUGAAGGAGAGGAACAAGAAGAGGACGAUACCCCAAAGCCAGAUUACAAACCUCCACCAGUUAUCCCCAGGGAGGAGAAUCGAACCGGCACCAACAAGAAGACAUACUUUGUUUGCAACGAACCCGGCCAGCCAUGGGUGAAGCUGCCUCCUGUCACACCGGCCCAAAUAGCUGGGGCCAGACAGAUCAAAAAGUUCCUGACUGGAAGGCUUGAUGCUCCGAUUGUGAGCUACCCUCCAUUCCAAGGCACCGAGGCCAACUAUCUGCGUUCUCAGAUCGCUCGCAUCUCGGCCGGCACUCAGAUCAGCCCCUUGGGUUUCUUCCAGUUUGAUGAAGAGGAGGAAGAAGAGGAGGAAGAGACGGCCCGUGAAUCCUACAUUGAGAAUCCUGAUUUUGAAGGCAUCCCUGUCAAGGAUCUUGUCGACCCUUCUCUCUCAAACUGGGUGCACCAUGUCCAGCACAUUCUACCCCAGGGUCGAUGCACAUGGUUUAACCCCGUCCAGCAACAAGAGGAUGACUUUGAAGAUGAAGAGGACGAGGAGGAGAGAGAGGAGCCAGAUGAGCCCGAGCCGGAGGUGGGGCCUCCGCUCCUGACGCCCAUCUCCGAAGACGUUGAAAUCGAGAACAUCCCACCUUGGAGUGCCCGUCUGUCCUCCAGCCUUGUGCCACAAUAUGCCAUUGCCGUCAUCCAGUCAAACCUCUGGCCUGGGGCAUUCGCAUUCGGGACAGACAAGAAAUUUGAGAAUGUGUACCUGGGCUGGGGCCACAAGUACUCCCCAGAGAACUACAGCCCUCCACCUCCCCCGCCAGUGCAAGAGGAGUUCCCCAGUGGGCCGGAGAUCACUGAGGCCGAAGACCCCAGCCCGGAGGAGGAGGCAGCGCUGAGAGCAGCCCAACAGGAGGCCAUGGAGCAAGCUGAAGAGAUGGAGGAUGUGGACGAGGACGAAGACGAAGAUGACUAGGAAGGAGACAGAGGAAGGUUGGGGGGUCAACCUGGGGAGGUAAAGGACCAGGGGUAUUUAUGACUGGGGUCUAGUGGCUGAGGAAUUCCAGGGGUCAGUUUUCAAGUAUCAGAUUUGAUUUGGACAUUAACUCCUGACUUUAACAUCAUGAAGUUCAGGGAAGAAUGCAGAAUGAACAAGGUUUAGCCUGAGGUUUGACCCUAAGUACUCAACAAAAUCGUGUUGAACCUCGAGGUAAACCUUGUGCAUCCUUCUGUUUGCUACUCUUGAGAUGGAAGAUAACCCUGUUGAUCAUUGCAGCUCUGAGCCAUUGUCUCAUGUGGGACCAGAGUGGCUUUCAGUGUUUCAGACAUUUAUGAAGGGCUGAAACUGAUUGGGGAGAUCAAGUUAGAGCUGAUGAGGGAGAAGAGGCAAACAGGACGAGAGGAGCUUCCUCACGGUCAGGUUAAUGGCUUGGGAUUUUAAACAGGGUGGGUCUUCAUGUAGAGGAAAAUGCAGUCAAGACAUAGAUUGGUGGGGUAUGUUGACCGUGUCUGGGAAAGACUUUAAUAUGUGGCAUAUAGACAGGCCACUCUUGAUCGUCACUCUGGGCUUGACUGAAGUAGAUGGGGGUGUUAUUAGCAAAGAUAUUUCAUGAGAGCAUUGUGGAGCUUGUACACGUCAUCCGUUCUGGGCACAAAUGGCAAAAGAAAUGUGAAUGUUCAAAAGUUUGGACAAAUUUGCUCUCCAAGGUAAUAUUGUUUAUUGAGAAAAAAUGUUCCAAGGAGAUUCAGUCAGCCUGUACAAGGCUAUCUGUCAAGUAUAAAUGUGGGUUUAAUACCAUUCAACCUGUAGAUGCCAUGGCAAAAGAAAGCUGUCCGUCCACUGAUAAAUGUACAUAACAUGGUUGUGUAUAAAAUGAAAUAUAUAUGAUUCUGUUUGAAUGAUUGCCUUCCAUGCAUAUUGCAUAGUCCAUUUCCGCACCAAACGUGCAUUUCAUUGUUUCUAGCUUGGGUUUCCAUCCGUCCAGCUAUUACCCACCUAGAAUUUUACUUUUGCAAUUCAGGUCUGUAUAGUUUUCAGCAUUUAGAAGCAAUUGU